AUGGAACAAUUUGAACAAUAUGAUAAGGGUGGAUUAUUAAGAGAUCGUUAUAUAAAAGUAAGUGAUAUAAGUGAAGGUUCAUAUGGAUUAGUAUCAGUUGCAAAAGAUACUAAAAAAAAGGAUUUAUUAGUUGCAGUUAAAUUUAUUUAUCCAAUUGAUUAUAAAAAGAGAAAAGAAAAAUCUACUACUUCGACAGAUCAAAAAAGACCUUCAUCGAGUCCUGCGAGAUUAAAAUCUCCUCAAAUUGGUUCACCAAAUAAACAUAAUCAAAAUUCAAUAUUUAUAAGUUUAUUAAAUGAAGCUGAAAAAGAAAUUAAAAUUCAUAAAAUAUUAGGUCAACAUCCUCAUAUUUCUCAAUUAUAUGAUAAUUUUGAUUCUUGUUUAAUUUUAGAAUUUUGUUCAAGAGGUGAUUUAUAUGAAGCUAUUCAUAAUGGUAAUGGUCCUGCAACAACUCAAGAUUUAAAAGAUGUUUUUCAACAAAUUUUAAAUGCUAUUGAAUAUUGUCAUUCCAAGGGAGUUUAUCAUAGAGAUUUGAAACCUGAAAAUAUUUUGAUUGCAGAAGAUUGGAGUAUUAAAUUAUGUGAUUGGGGUUUAGCAACAACAAAUAAAUUUAUAAGUGAUAAAGAUGAAUUUGAUAUUGGUUCAGAAAGAUAUAUGGCACCUGAAUUAUUUGAUAAUGAUAUUGAAUCUUAUGAUGCUUCUAAAAUUGAUAUUUGGUCUAUUGGAGUUAUAUUAUUAACUUUAGUAUUUCAUAAAAAUCCAUUUCAAGUUGCAAAUUAUUCAGAUAAAAGAUUUUUACAAUUUGCAAGUAAUAGAGAAGCAUUAUUUGAUAUUUUUUCAACAAUGAGUGGAGAUUUAUUUUCAGUAUUAAGAUUUUGUUUAACUAUUGAUCCUGAUAAUAGAGAUUUGAAAAGUGUUUCUGAAGAAUUAAAUUCUUUAAGAUUUUUUACAAUUGAUGAAGAAUAUGAAGCAAGUGAUUAUGAAGAAGAAGAGGAAGAAGAACUUGAAGAAGAUUAUGAUUAUAUAUCAUAUGAUGAAGUUGAUGAAAAAAAUCAAUCUUCAAAUUUAACAGUUCCAACUACUGAAUCAAGUAGUAUUAAAUCUUCAUCUGAAAAUAAUAAACUUGAAAAUUUUGGUUCAGAUAAAUCAAAUUCUCCACCUGAUUCUCAAUAUCAAAUACCUCAUAAUCAUAGAGCUGAUGCUUUAUUAUCAACAAAUACAAAAGCAAAACCUAUACCAAUAAAUACUCAUGAUUUUAAAUUUAUUAGAAAUACUAGAAAACCAUUAAAUGUUGCUUCAUAUAAUCAAGCAGCAAUUAUAAAUAGAAAUGGUUAUACUAAUAAUAGUCAUAAUAAUAACAAAUAUCAAAAUUUUAAUAGAGAAGAUUAUUUUACACCAAAAUCUGUUUUUAAUCAUUAUAUGGAUAAAUAUGGUGAGAAAAAAAGAAAUAUAGGUGUUGGUGGUAGUAACGUUAAUGGUAAUGUUAAUGGUAAUGGAAUUCAUGAAAAUGGUUAUAAGAAACCACCAUUAAGAAGAAAAAGAACUUGGAAAGCAAAUCAAAAUAGGUAUAAACAAAAUGGUGGUGGUGGUAAUCAUCAUAAUCAUAAUCAUAGAAGUAAUGGUCAUAAAAAUAUUUCAAAUCAUGAUAAAUUUGGAAGUGGUCUUAAUGGAGGAAGUACAAGUUUUAAAAAAACAAGUGGUGGUUUAACUUCAAAUUAUCAUCCAUUACCUCAUCCAAAUUCAUCAAAUAUUAAUGGUUCAAUUAAUAAUAAUGGUUCAUCUAAUUUAUCAAAUUCAGGUAAAUAUAUUCCACCAUAUUUAAGAUCUCCAUUACAACAACCUCAUCAAAAAUCACCAUUAAGUGAACCAUUAAUUGAAGAAUUAGAUAAUUUAUCUUUAGAAAAUGUUGAUGAUGAAGUUUUCCAUUUAGAAGAUGAUUUUGAAAAUAAUAAUGAAUUAAAUAAAAUUUCAUCAAAUUUAAGGAAUGAAAAUGUAGUAAGUGAUGGAGAUAAUGAUGAAUUUUUGAAUAAUAAUCCUAAUAAUGUUGGUUUUGGUGGUGGUGGUAACAACUUAAACAAUAGAAAUGGACCUAAAGGAUCAAUUAAAGGUUUUAAAUCAUCACCAACUCAAGGAAUUACAAAAUUUGAUAAUAUUAAUGGAAAUGGUCAUACUACUAUAAAUAGUGCUACGGCUUGUGAUAAUAAUGGGAAAUAUGUUCCACCAUUUAGACGUGCAUCAAUAUCACGUACAACUAAUAUAAAUGGAUCUCAUCAACAAAAUGGUAUAAUAUCUAUAAAUACAAUGAAUAUUGGUACAAGUUUACCAAAUGGUAAUGGAUCAUUUAUGAAAGAUUCAGCGCAAAUGCAAAGUCAACAACAACAUUCGAAUUUUCCAACUAAAAAUCUUAAUAAAUUUAUGAAUGAAUUUACAAAACAAGUUAAUACUAAUAUAAAGCAAAUUAAUAACGAUAGUAACGAACUUUCAACGAAAUUUAACGAUAAUAACAAUAAUAAUAAUAAUAAUAAUAAGAAUCAAAAUGGAACGAAAAUUAAUUCAAUAAAAAAUUUUAAGAAUAAUGAAAGAAAUGAAUUAAAUAAUGAAAUACCAAAUAGUUUUGAUGAUUUAUGGUUUUCGAAUCAAAAGAAAAAUUGGAGUGAUUAUGAUGACUGA
Lodderomyces pseudojiufengensis is the source of this 2670-nucleotide messenger RNA. RefSeq names its product putative serine/threonine protein kinase (gene KSP1). Lineage: Eukaryota; Fungi; Ascomycota; Pichiomycetes; Serinales; Debaryomycetaceae. Gene Ontology annotation, biological process: protein phosphorylation; intracellular signal transduction. Gene Ontology annotation, molecular function: ATP binding; protein serine/threonine kinase activity. The transcript has a single exon. The record is from RefSeq and is a predicted model, not a curated record. The coding region runs from base 1 to 2670 and encodes 889 amino acids.